Salvelinus sp. IW2-2015 is the source of this 5605-nucleotide messenger RNA. RefSeq names its product rho family-interacting cell polarization regulator 2-like. The record is from RefSeq and is a predicted model, not a curated record. Lineage: Eukaryota; Metazoa; Chordata; Actinopteri; Salmoniformes; Salmonidae.
GAGUGUCAUCCGCGCUCCAGAGAUCAUGGCGGCCGGAACGCACUCCCCCGGGGGACCCAAUGGGAUCAUCCGGAGCCAGUCCUUCGCCGGCUUCAGCACGCUGCAGGAGAGGAUGUCCAGGUGUAACUCGUUCAUGGGGAACUCUGCGGUGCAGAAGAAGCCCACGUCCAAGAAGCCCCAUCUGUCAGGGCACAAGGCCAGCAGCGGCUCCCGGGAGCCCAAGCCCGAGAGGGUGGAGGAGGUGUAUGGGGCCCUAAAACAAGGCUUGGAUGAGUAUCUGGAGGUGCACCAGACAGGGCUGGACAAACUCACCUCUCUGAUGAAGGAUAUGAAGAACUCCAGACUGGGAGUCUGGUAUGACCUUGACAAGCAAAUCAAAACCAUCGAGAGGUACAUGAGGCGGUUGGAGUUUCAUAUGAGCAAGGUGGAUGAGCUGUAUGAGGCGUUCUGUAUCCAGCGCAGGCUGAGGGASGGAGCCAGUAAGAUGAAYCAGGCCUUCUCUGCAUCUCCCUCCACCAAGGCCACCAGAGAGAGCAUGUCAGAGGUCAACCGCAGAUACAAGGAGUACACAGAGAAUAUGAGCACGUUAGAGGGGGAGCUGGAGAACAUGCUGGGGGAGUUCCAUAUCAAAAUGAAAGGUCUAGCUGGCUUUGCUCGUCUCUGUCCAGGAGACCAGUAUGAGAUCUUUAUGCGGUAUGGGCGUCAGCGCUGGAAGCUGAAGGGGAAGAUAGAGGUGAACUCCAGACAGAGUUGGGACGGAGAGGAGAUGGUCUUCAUGCCCCUCAUCACAGACCUCAUCAACAUCAAGGUGACGGAGCUGAAGGGCCUGGCCACUCACAUCCUGGUGGGCAGUGUGAUCUGUGAGACCAAGGAUCUGUUCACGGCCAUGCCUCAGGUGGUGGCUGUAGACGUUAAUGACCUGGGAACCAUCAAACUCAACCUGGAGGUCACAUGGUUUCCGUUCGAUGUGGAAGACCUGACCCUGUCUUCAGGGAACGUGAGCAAGGCCACCGCCCUACAGAGACGGGUGUCUGUCUACAGCCAGGGCACGCCAGAGACACCCACCUUCCAGGACCASUCCUUCUUUAAGUGGCACCCCUCCCCGACCCAGCAUCGUCCCUGCCUGACCCAGCAUCGCCUGUCCCCGACCCAGCAUCGCCUGUCACCGACCCAGCAUCGCCUGUCCUUCCUCCACGGUCUGAGGAACUCCCUGUUAGAGAAGCUGAGACGCAGUCGCUCGUUUGGCGACCUGGUCUCCCUCCGCCCCAGGCCCAAGUCCAGCCUGGAGGGUUAUGUGACUGAGUCCACCCUCCCUGAUGACGUCUUUGAGAACGGUGGGUGUGGUAACGCCGAGUGCAAGCGCCUCUCCUUCACCUUCUCCGAUACUUCAGUCUCCUCCCCCAGCCUCGCCCCCGGCCAGUCCAACCCCGAAAUCACCAUAACGCCCCCUGAGACCUGCCCCCAGCCCCAAAUCCCCAACGUUGAAGUCACCGUUCGAAUACAUGCAGACGUAGUGGAAGAGGCAGAGGAAGGUGAGGAGGAAGAGGAGAGUCGCGGUAGCAGCGGCAGCGUGAGUACCAGCCUGGUCAGUGAGGAGGCGGAGUCAGAGUGGGAGAGGGCGGAGUCCCAGUCUAACGGAGGAUCCGUCUCUCUCUGCUCGGAGAGGCAGUUAUCUGCGGUCGGUCCCGGGGGUGUGGUUCCGGACCACGCUGGGCCGGACAGCGAUGGAGAUGAAGAUGACAGCUCGGAGCUGCUGAAGCCCGUAGAACUUGACACUGAAGAACCAGGCAGUUUGACCAGGCAACUGGUGAGGAGGCUGACAUCGUCUGACAUUCUGCCCGAGGCGGGGGUUCUGAGCUGGGCUGGGGAGGGGAGCAGGGCCUUCCUGGAGAGCAGCCUGGAAGAAACCCUGCAGAGUCUGCUACUGAGGCUAGAGUCACUGGGACAACGCUGUAGAGAGCUACAGGACCUGGAACAGGAAGUGAUGCGCCUGGAGGACCUACUCAAGUGCCGUCUCCCGGGCCACCGGAGCAGGUCGUCCAGCCUCAGCCUGAUGGUUGAGAGCGCCCUGGAGAGCUUCGACUUCCUCAACACCUCCGACUUUGACGACGAUGACACGGGUGAUGACCACGCCCUCCAGCGCUCCGUGUUCUUUGACAUGGAGGCGGAGAGCAUCGAACCUGGAGGCCCGCACCCAGAGGCCAGGGGUCACCUGAGUGAAGCCCUGACGGAGGACACCGGGGUGGGCAACAGUGUGGCCGGCAGCCCCCUGCCUCUCACCACCGGCAACGAGAACCUGGACGUGGCCAUCGUCAUUCACCUGCAGUACUGCGACCAUCUCAUCCAGCUCCUGUCCAGUGGGGGGAGCCCUUGGCAGCGUCGAGCCCAGCUCCAGAAGCUCUCAGCUCAGACUCAGCUGUUAGAGGAACUGGGAGAGAUCAGCACAGAACGCCUGGGGAGCAUCACCUCUGCUGCUGACGUGCUCCCAGGGCUGGCGGAGCGGCCUGCUCGGAUGGCUCUGUGGUCGGAGUGUAGUGGUUCUGGUGCACUGUUCCACGCUACGCUGGACCGGGUGCUCAAYCACAUGCACCACUGCUACACUGGCCCACUGCAGGAGAGACACCCACACACCGCAGCUGACACAGUGAUCCGGCUGGUGGUGAGUGAGAUGGUGGACAGGAGUGAUCUGGCCUCCUCCCCUACCUGCCACCCCCCUUCGGCCCUGUCCCAGGACUUGGUCUCCCCUUCGGCCCUGUCCCAGGACGUGGUCCCCCCUUCGGCCCUGUCCCAGGACGUGGUCCCCCCUUCGGCCCUGUCCCAGGACGUGGUCUCCCCUUCGGCCCUGUCCCAGGACGUGGUCACAGUGUUUCAGUUCCACAGCUACGUCUCAGAGCACAGCGUGGAGGACAUGGAGGAACACCUAUUGCAGGUGGCCAGAGAAGCUGUGUUUGCGGAGGGCCUGAGUGGUGGCGACUCAGAGCGUUGUCUAAAGGAACUAGAAGAGGUCUCACACACCGGCCUGUGUCCCCGGCAGCAGACCCUCAGGGCCCUGGCUUCCCUCCUCUCCCACCAAGACRCCCAGCUCAGCGAGGCUGCAGCUGCCUACAUAACCUCCGCUUCCUCACACACACCCUUCAGGUCAAAGGCGGUGGAUUGCUACACACAGGCCUUGUGGGAGUCUGGAGUUCAAACCCAAAGGUCUGCCUGUGCUGCUCUUAGCUGUCUACAGGCAGUAGAGAGCCUCCGGGCGGUGGUAUCACUGUGUGACUCGGCAGACGAGGAGCUUCGCCAUGUUGCCAUAGAAACCCUGCUCACUUUCGGUGAGGAGGGUCGUCUGGCAUAUGAGCAGCUGGACACGAUGCCCAGAGAGAUGGUACGACUGGGGACGCGGCGAGGGAACGCCGUCACCACCGCCUUCUGAAAGCACAGGACUAACUAACUUAACCUAGGAGCAUCACAUCCACAGGAGGGGGACGACCCCCCCUAGAACAACCCCCCUACCCGCUGUGCCUGUGCUUUGAGCCAUGCAGACUGGACAUGCGUUUAAAUGGACACAGCUAGGGGGAGUGGCCGCAUCGACGCAGAGGAGUCCAACUAAACAUCGAAGGGCCACGUCUCAUUCUUAUCAACAGACUGGUGUAAAUCCUAACUGUCCAUUCUCUGACCACCACUAUUAAACCAUCUCUCACUGCACAGACAGAGCAUCUUCACCAUCAUAACUUAUGAUUAUCAUGAUUAUUAUCACGGCUGUGUUUGAUUUAUGAUAUCCUUAUAUAACUGCUAUUCAUUUGUUUUAGUAGGUGACGUUCAUUAGACAAAAGGUUAUUUGCGCUUUUCGAAUUGCACUGUGGCAGACAUGUAAAUGUCAUAGCAUUAUACUCUGAACUGGAUGGAUUUGGUCUUUUGUUCUUCUGGUAUUUACUGUUGAGAUUCAGGGAUUUUACAGACAGUUUGAACACUUUCUGCCAGAGGGUGCCAUGGAAGAUCAUUUAGGGGACAAUGACAGUCAAAUCGCUCGGAAGGAGGUAGUUAAAAGCAACGUUCGCAAGUCAUCAGCAUGCAUACUAUCCCUAGAUAGUAGGUACCUGUAAGCAAUGUUCUCACUCCAACAUGCACAACAUGAAGAGAGAGUCAUACUUGGACUGCCUUUCAAACUAUUCUAAGUUCUCUACAUGCCUGGGAUCUACAUUGUUUGAACGUCUGCUUGCUGGGAACUGAUGUGAGAUCUGAUCAUGAUUUGUUUAAUUGGAAGCAGGUACGAAUGGUCUCGAGGAGUGAGUGUGAGUCAGGGAUAGUUAGUAUGACAUGAGAAUGCACUUUCUCCAUAACUGUACAGUGCAGAACCAAGGGCCUGUCUAAGGGCGUGAUGCUUCAAAUCGGCAAGGACUGAGGCUAUAGCGCUCCGCCUAGCUUUUUAUGCCAGUUGUUUCUAUACUACUGAGUCCGGUGCUUCUUCAGCAUAACAAAGUGUUUUACUUAAUUUAUUUACAUCACAUUUGUGAUUCUAAUAUUAUUUAAUUUUAAUUUACUUUUGAGUAAGAGGGCAGCAUGCAGAUACUAUUUCACAUGUAAAAGUUGUAUAUUUGGUGUUUUUUUUGCUCAUGUUUGAUUUUUUAAAAGUUUAAUUAAAAAAAGAACUCAUUAACAUGGGCAUGAUCUUGCUUACAUAAAAACGUUACUGGAAAUAUAAUUUUUUUUUCACUCUUUUAAAUGUAUUUGUACAUUAAGAUGGAUGGCUGAUAUUAUUUGGAGGAUUUACGAAUAUAAUCAGAUAGCGUGUCGCCCCCCUCCCCAAAUGAAUGGGACAGUAAAGAAGAAAUGUUACUUCAUUACGCAAGGAAAGCCUGAAAAUGAAAAGUCAAUGUAUUCUGAAGAUAACUUUAACUGGGUUUCUGUACAGCACUGUGAGAUAUCAGCUGAUGUAAGGUCUAUAUAAAUACAUUUGAUUUGAUUUAACCACUACACCCAGGCUCACCUACAAAGAACAACCAUCAGAAUUAUCAUCUUAAUCCUGUGACAUUAGUUCGGCUUCCAACCGCACUGUCCAAAAGCCAUUACGAUACGAAAAGGUGUGUUUUAGGCGGUAAUAUGUGAAAUAAUAUUUGUUCUUUUGUAUAUUAAAGCUGUAAAACGUGUGAAAGUUGUUACUAAAACUGAAGAUGGCUUUGAGUUUGGCCUGGUGUAUGUUGAUCAUGGUCUUUAUUUUGAGUAACAAUGCCUGUUUCUCCCAUGACGUGAAUAGCAUUACAGUAUUUGGGUAUGAUACUCGUUACUUCAAUAACUCCUCUAAUAAUAUAUAUUUUUUCUCCACGAUGCAGCGGUCUCCAUCUUUCUUUGUGCUAAAAGUAACCAGUGAUGAAUUAAUGUUGCUUCUAUUCAACUCCCAAGUCAUCAGACAGAAUAAUGAAACGUUAUGACAUUGAUCAUAUUUCAUGUAAGUACACUGCAUUAUGUCUUCACAUAUGGUGAAUCAGAAAGCACACAGUAAGGACAUGUUACAUAGCUUCAGUACUGACUGCAUUCAAUUCUACAUCCAUUUCCCCUGCUCAAUGAAAGUGGCAAUAAAGUUUAUUUUUGCAUUAUGAAUAAUAUGUUGGCCGAUUGU